This is a messenger RNA of Bombina bombina (fire-bellied toad), 3483 nucleotides long. RefSeq names its product ATP binding cassette subfamily B member 10 (gene ABCB10). The coding region runs from base 526 to 2751 and encodes 741 amino acids. Gene Ontology annotation, cellular component: membrane. The record is from RefSeq and is a predicted model, not a curated record. Lineage: Eukaryota; Metazoa; Chordata; Amphibia; Anura; Bombinatoridae. Gene Ontology annotation, molecular function: ATP binding; ATP hydrolysis activity; ABC-type oligopeptide transporter activity. Gene Ontology annotation, biological process: transmembrane transport. The transcript has 13 exons.
CUAUAGGGAAGUAGUGACAGUAUUACACAGUACAAAGUAUUUCAAAUACAGAAAUGGUUUGACCUGUAACAGUAGAGAAUACUAAUGUUCUACCCUCUGCCAGAUAACAGACAGCAUGACAUAGCAAAACAUGACAGGCUCACACCCAUAAGGAGGACGCAUGGUUGCUUAUCAGAGGACCUCAGCAAUACACAGAGGCGGUAGCUGUGGUUAUCUCAAAAGGUAAUUUGCUGAUGGAAUAAUUUGUCAUUAGGCUCAAGACCUAAACCAACCUUAGCAAACCUGGAAAAUAUCACAUCCGCAGAUUCUCUGUAUGGACUGGAAAACCUCUCGGUGACCCCGAUAUCUUCGACCUUCAGAUGGCCAGUUGUUUAUCUCUGGUUUUGACAUGAAAACGCUGGAAGUGCAAAUAAAUGAUAUUUCUACAAGUUUUUAAUAUAGUCUACACUAAUGCAUUUUGGUUUCUUCAAAGGCUGGAGAGCGCUUUAAUUCAGCGUGUUACACAGACAUUUUCAGUCUCAAAACAUGCACUUUCUCUGCCUUCCUCGUUUGCUUGGGGUUUCCAGGGACAGAGCCAGACUAGUGGGCAGGUUGCCCACGUACACUAUUAGCAGCUCACAUAAUAUAUCUCACUACUGCCCAAAUCAUCAAAAAAUACUCACUGCAGUCGCCAGGAAUACAAAUGUAAACUAUUGUAAAACACUUUAUAGGAAAACACACACGUGUUUGGCUCGUCUUCAGUACAAGCGGUGCAACACAGGUGCAUUUUUGUUGAAGGGACAUCUAAAGACAGACAGCUGGCACAGAUACCCCUAUGUCUCAUGCUACCAGAAUGUCAUUACAGAUGUGCAAAACAGUAGGAGCUACAGCAGUCGUUCAUCUUCACAGACACCUAAAGAAGAAAAUGUAGGAAAAGAUCUGCAGGAAACCAACACAAAGAGUACAAACAAGCAAACUCUGAGCUUAGAUGAUUUCAGAAGACUGCUCACCCUGGCUCAUCCAGAGAGAUGGAGACUGUCAGCUGCAGUGGGAUUCCUUACUAUAUCCAGUGUUAUCACGAUGUCUGCUCCUUUUUUCCUGGGGAAGGUUAUUGAUGUCAUAUACUCUAAUUCUUCUGGUAAUUUUGCUUCCAGUCUGACAUCUCUGUGUGCCUUCUUGACUGGUAUCUUUCUGUGUGGAGCUGCUGCCAAUGCUAUCCGUGUCUACCUCAUGCAAACAUCAGGACAACGUAUUGUACAAAGACUUCGAUCUGCCCUAUUUGCCUCCAUUCUAAAGCAGGAAGUUGGUUUUUUUGAUAAAACUCGAACUGGAGAGCUGAUAAACCGGCUGUCUUCAGACACUGCUCUGCUUGGCCGAUCUGUUACUGAGAACCUUUCUGAUGGUCUUAGAGCAGUAGCCCAGGCCUCAGUCGGAGUUGGAAUGAUGUUUUUUGUUUCUCCACAACUUGCCACAUUUGUUUUGAGCAUUGUGCCACCACUUGCUAUAGUAGCUGUUAUAUAUGGACGAUACUUGAGAAAACUAUCCAGGAUGACUCAGGAUGCUCUUGCAGAAACAACACAGAUAGCUGAAGAACGCAUUGGCAACCUAAGAACAGUCAGAGCUUUUGGAAAGGAGAUGCUUGAAAUGAGAAAAUAUAACGGCAAAAUAAACUAUGUGCUUGAUCUAGCUAACAAGGAAGCUUUUGCCCGAGCUGGUUUCUUUGGAAUUACUGGCUUGUCUGGGAACCUGAUGGUGCUGUCUGUGCUGUAUAAAGGUGGUCUGCUAACAGAAGCUGCACAGAUGACUGUAGGCGAGCUCUCCUCUUUUCUCAUGUAUGCCUUUUGGGUAGGAAUAAGUAUUGGAGGGCUCAGCUCAUUUUAUUCAGAAUUAAUGAAAGGCUUUGGUGCUGGAGGACGCCUUUGGGAUCUUCUCUACAGAAAACCAUUAAUGCCAUUCAAUGAGGGCUUGGUGUUAAAUUCAAAAUCUUUCAAAGGUGCCCUUGAUUUCCGAGAUGUUACCUUCAUGUAUCCAAGCCGCCCAGAUGCCCCCAUUUUCAAAGGUCUCAAUCUCUCCAUACCAUCAGGAUCUGUAAUGGCAGUUGUAGGUUCAAGUGGAUCUGGAAAAUCAACAUUGGUCUCGCUGUUGCUAAGACUUUAUGAUCCUAAUUAUGGUUCUGUUCAUAUUGACGGACAUGAUUUGCAGAAGCUGAAUCCUGUAUGGCUACGGUCAAAUAUUGGAACUGUUAGUCAGGAACCAGUGUUGUUUUCAUGCUCAAUAUCUGAAAACAUUGCUUAUGGGGCAGAAGAUCCCUCAUCUGUCACAGAAGAGGAGAUCAGACAUGUUGCUGAAAUUGCUAACGCUUCUGGUUUCAUUGAAAGCUUUCCACAAGGAUACCAAACUGUGGUAGGAGAAAAAGGUGUUCUGCUUUCAGGUGGACAGAAACAAAGAAUUGCCAUUGCCCGAGCUCUACUUAAAAACCCAAAAAUUCUUCUCCUUGAUGAAGCAACAAGUGCCCUUGAUGCUGAAAACGAAUAUCUAGUUCAAGAAGCUCUAGACCGGCUUAUGGAUGGAAGGACAACUCUUAUCAUUGCCCAUCGACUGUCUACAAUCCAAAACGCUGAUUCUGUUGCAGUUCUUGAUCAGGGUCAAGUUGUGGAGUGUGGAAAACAUGAAGAACUCCUGGCAAAUCCUAAUGGAGUGUUUACCAAACUUAUGGAUAAACAGUCCGUUUUCAUGAAAAGCAGAGAAUCUAUUCGAACUAAACAGUCAUAAUAGUUUCAUUUUUUUUUUUUUUCAAAAGAGAAGUGCCAAAAAAUAUAUAGAUUGUUAACCAAUUACAUUUUUCUUAUCAAUGUUUUUAAAAAUACUCAUUUACAUUUAUUAUUUACAUUAUUAUUCUAUGGAAUUCAUAAAGUUCUGCCUUUUAGCAAACCUGGAUUCCUUAGCAUGAUAGUAAGAAUAAAAUAGAUUUUUAUGAUGUUGGUUGUAUAUUUGAAUACUCAAAAUGCAUGACUGCAUUGGAUUAAAAAUUAUGUUUUUCUACAAUAUGUGUCACCUUUUAUCUUGAUUCUAAUGUAUGCUGCUGAAACUUGUUUCAGAAUGACUGAGUUUACAGAUUUGUGAAAAAAACGUUUUUUUUUUUUUACUUCCUGUAAAUUGUUCCUGCUUUUGAAAUGCUUACACUGAAUUUUAUUUUACUUAUGAAGUAUUUUAAGGAAACCUUAUUAAAUGUGUAUAAUUUAUCAUAAAUAUGACUACAUUUGGAAACUUGUUAUAAAUUGUUUUGAAUAUUCUAAAAAUGUAAAGCUGUCUGUAAUAAAUAAAUAUAUUGUUUUUAUAUACAAAAUAUUAAAGCUAAAUGUUUAUAGUAAAUGUUUUCAACCAAUAAAUGCACAAGUAUUAUAUCAAAUCAACCAACACAUUGUAAAUCACAGAGGAAAGAUAUCAAAGGUAGAACUGGAGUCAAUAUUUAAUAAAAUUCAGAUUCAUUUUAAUUAAUACAAA